CAUCACUACAAACGCUUCACAAACUCACAGCGAGCCGUUUGAUACUGAACUGAGAAACCAAACUACACGACAUGUCCAACCAAGGAGUAAGUCACCACAGGCAGUGGUCCAACAGAAGCUCAAACGAGGGAAACAGAGACACCCAAAAUGUUUGUUCUUUGUCUCAAACUCAAAUUCCUCCAAACACGAUGACUCAAGGUUCACCUGGCAGCGAUCCGCUCGCAGUAAAUCCAGCUCUGAAUGAACUGAGACUGGUUCUGCUGGGAAAAACCAGUGCGGGGAAAAGUGCAACGGGAAACAGCAUCCUGGGAAACAGAUGCUUUAAUGAUGAACUGAGCAUGAGUUCAGUCACUAAAGAGUGCAAGAGAGAGUGUGGAACGGUGGAAGGACGGAAUCUCGUUCUUGUGGACACACCUGGGUUUUUUGACACGGACUUAACAGAAGAACAAUUAAAACAAGAAGCAAUUCAUUGCCUGGCCUUGUGUUCUCCUGGUCCUCACGCGUUUCUGCUCGUCAUACCAAUAGAGCGAUAUACAGAGGAGCAGCAGCGCACCGUAGAAAUGAUUCUGGAGAUGUUUAAUAAAGACAUCAGCAAUCACAGCAUCCUGAUAUUCUCACACGCCGACAGACUCAGAGGAGAAUCCAUCGAAAGGUUCGUUUCAAGACAAAAUCAAAAAGUUCAAGACCUCGUGAAGAGAUUCGGGAGGCGUUUCAUGGCCUUUGACAACACAAACCCUACAAACCCAGAACAAGUGAGUCGACUCCUGCAGAAAGUGAACGAGCUGCUGGCUGUGAAUGAGAACCGUCACUUCACUAAUGAAGUUACAGAAGCAAUGCAAAAAGCCCAGAAGAUAAUAGAAGAGAGAAUACAAGCAGAAAUAGCCGAAAGAACGAGGAAAAUAAAGCAGGAGGUCAAAAAAAUGGCUGAUCUUAGGAGGGCUGAGUUCAUUGCUGCCAUGAAUCAAGAGAGGCAAGAAACUGAACAAGAAAAGAAAUUUAUACAGGGCAGGAUUGGUCAGAUCCAGAUGGAGAUAAAGAAGGAAGAGCAGAAUUUGCCACAGUUCAGAGCAUCUUUGAGGAUGGAGCAGGAGAACCUGAGAACGCUGGUGGAAAGAGAGAUGAAGAAGGAGAUUGAAAGAAUAGAGAAAGAAGAGAAAGAAAAGAAGGACCUGGACAUCUGGAUCCAAGAAGAGGAGCGGAGGAGACUGAGCGAAGGAGGACCGAACAAUCUACUUUCUAAAUAUUACAAUAAAAAAAUGCUGUUUAUGCUGACCAUGUUUUUGCUUGGCCUUGGAUCUGGAUUUGCACCUGCUCUCUUAGCAUUCCUGUUCCCCGCAGCUCCAGCGGUGGAAGCCGGAUUGGCUGCAGGGUUUUUAACCAACUUGUUAGCUGCAGAAGGAUCGGGUUUUGUUUGGGCAGCUGCUGAAGUCGCCAAAGCUGCGAUUCUGACCCAGUGCUCCAUCCAGUGACCCGAUCACCACUGAAAAUCAAGAUGAGUUCACAACUCCAGCAGCCUUACAGACACAUGUCAACAUAUACUGUACAUACAUUUUCCUAAAUGCAUCCCACUUUAUAAACCACAGUUCAUCUUAAAGGGUUGCAGAUAACAGGGAUUGUUCUCAGUCUAUGGCUAACAUUCUGGCAAGGUUUUCUCAUAGUUAUGAAUAUAAACAAACAUUCUUUUUUUGUACAUUCCGAUUAGAUUUUUGUGAUCAUACACUUUUCCUUUCUGUUUGUAAGAUUAGAAAACUGCAUUAAUUACAAUAUUUGUCUAUUCAAGAGAAGGUAUAUCAAACGUUUAUGGCGUCUUUGGGCUUUAUUGUGUGAAGUAAUGAAGAAUCUAAGGAUCUAAUUUGACUUUUCUAGCAAUCUGUGUGUGUAGCUUCAAGAGAGUAACCAUAUCUCGAUUUGUAAGUUUUUUUUUUUUUUUUUUUUUUACAUUUAUUUAAUAUCAUUUAUUUGGUUUCAAUUUUAUUGCUUCUUCUUUUAAGUUUUGUGAUUAUA
Cyprinus carpio (common carp) is the source of this 2004-nucleotide messenger RNA. Its product is annotated as GTPase IMAP family member 9-like. Gene Ontology annotation, molecular function: GTP binding. NCBI's taxonomy places the organism in Eukaryota, Metazoa, Chordata, Actinopteri, Cypriniformes, Cyprinidae. The record is from RefSeq and is a predicted model, not a curated record. Bases 72 to 1469 code for a protein of 465 amino acids. The transcript has 2 exons.